AUGCUGGCGUUCGUGAUUCAUACCUCUUCAGGACUUGAUCCCAUGAUUGCGAGGUAUGCGGAUCGACAGUCUAUCACCUUCCUGUUACCUCCAGACGCCGCGUUCAGUGCUCUCCCGGCUAACAUCCGCAACCAACUAACGGGCGCAAAGCUAGUGAAGCUGAUGCAGUUCCACAUGCUCAUGGAGAAGUGGGCGUUUGGCUUUUUCAGCGAGGCAACUUUGAAUUCUAAGCUCCGCUUUUUCCGUACAGUGCUUGGGCUUUACAUGUUUUUUCUUCCGCCGGGACCGGGAAGCAAUACGGUGACUGUGAAUUCUGCUCUGUCGCCUUCCCUUGUCGCGUCUGCCUCCCUCGCAGCAGCUGUAGGUGCAUUGUCUCUUUCCUUGCUAGGCCUUGCCUCGCCAGAAACGGCUGCAGCAGCAGCUACAGCUGACGUCAUCGCCGCUUCGGCUGCCGUCCCAGCCGACGUCAGCAGCAUUUUGGAUCUCGCCGACUUCCAGGCUGGAUUCGCCUCGGCCUUUCUUCUAGUCCUCUUCUCUGAAAUCGGCGACAAGACAUUCUUCAUCGCGGCUGUGCUGGCCACGAGACGACCCAAUGUGGAGGUAUUCGCAGGCACCUUCGGCGCGCUCGCCGUCAUGACGGUCCUGUCGGUGGCUCUGGGCCGAAUUUUCCACUACGCAGACGAACUUCUUCCUGCCUUCGGCUCGUUUGACUUCCCUCUGGAUGAUGUCGCUUCUGUCGUUCUGCUGCUCUUCUUCGGUCUCUCUACACUGAGGGACGCAGCAGGCAUGGAUGCAAAGGCAGAGGAGGAGCAGCAGGAGGCAGAGAAGGCAGUGGCAGGGCUGAACGCAGCAGAGGCCACGGAAGGGGGCAUUUCACUGGCAGUGCUGGCGUCGGUGUUUGCUCUCGUGUUCACAGCCGAGUGGGGCGACAAGUCAUUCUUCUCCACCAUAGCCCUGGCGGCAGCAUCAUCCCCAGCAGGAGUGGUCACAGGAGCAGUGGCGGCUCAUGGGGUGGCAACAGUGUGUUGGGCGGUUCAUUCCUUUCCAAAUACAUCUCUGAGAAGACCGUGGCCUACGUGGGAGGCACUCUCUUCCUCGUCUUUGCAGCGGCAACGUUGGCAGAAAUCGUUGCCAAUAGCGCUGCUGCUUGAAAGAUUCCUGCUCUCCCAGCGCCCGCUUCGGAGCUUUAAGUUCCCCGUGAUUCUCGCUUCCGUCUCCGCCACUCACGCGGCGCCUCAUGGCCUCGGCCUCGCGCCGAGGUUCGGCCCGAGCCUGCUGCCGAGCCAGCCGGAUUCGGACGAUAUCUUUCCGUUACCGUCGGGCCCGGAGGAGAUUCAGCGCGCCGUGAUUGGAUGGCUGGAAGAGAAGGCGUCGCGCGUGCGUAACUUGCGCAAGACCACUGCGGAAGCAGGCGGACAGGCGCAGGUCACUUCGCGAGCGGGCUCACUGGCGCUUGAUUCGCAACUUACCCGCGCAGUAACAUCCGCCCAUGCGCAUCUCAGGCGCGCGCAGACUUCGGCGGGGGAUGGCGCAAACCGUGCGCUAACAGCUCUUACUCGCCGACUCGAUGACGCAGUGACCGCGGCUCGCGGGAAAUUGGAGCAAACUGCGGGGAUUGGCGCAGGAUUUGGCGCGUCCUUGAUUGGUCCGGUUGCUGGAGUUGGCGCGCGGAUGGCGGUCGUGAAAGAGCGCAUGGGGAACGCGAAGGCGGAAGCGGAGGCGCGGAUGCUGGCGUUGCGCCGAUUCGGGGAGUUUUGGUGCCGAAUCGUUCAUAUAUACGGCAGCUAUAAGGUCUGCCAAAUCCACACCUCCCUCGCCCUCCCCCUCCCAGGUAAUCGCCGACUGUCACUACUCACAGACACACAGAAGCACGAAGCGUGGGAGAGGCAGCACGAGCGGGCAGCCGACAUGCUACACUCCCUCUGCACCGAAAUGCGCGGCUUCUUCCUUAAAGCGGGGCAGUUCUUAGCGAAGCCUGACGUGUCCCCUCCUGCGUGGGUGGCGAAACUGGCCUCGCUGCAUGAUGCUGCCCCUGCUGACCCGUUUCCAGUGGUCUGUGCGACGAUAGAGGGGGAGUUGGAGGCGUUGACUGGGAGGAAGGGGGUGAAGUGGAGCGAUGUGUUUGCGAAGAUUGAUGAAGAGCCUCUGGGUUCUGCCUCUAUUGCUCAGGUACACAGAGCUUGGCUGCAUGAUGGCAGGAAGGUAGCACUAAAGGUGCAGCACAGGGGGGCGCAGCCCCUCAUGCUCACAGACCUCGCCAACCUCAAGGCGUUUGGAGCUUUUCUGCAGAAGACGGAGCUGAAGCACAUGGAUAUUGUAUCGGCUUUAGUGGAGCUGGAGAAACAGGUGCGUUUGGAGUUUGACUUCCGCAUUGAGGGGGCAGCCAUGGAGAGGGUUCACACGGCGCUGAGAGGCGGAGGGGAGAGAGCCAAGGGUGGAGAGAUGGUGGUGAGAAGAAAAUCAGCAGCAGCAGGAGAGGCAGCGGCGUCAGCAGCAGCAGGAGGAGCAAGAGCAGAAGACGGAGCAGUCAAGAGCACAGGAGCAAAGCAGAGAAGAAGGGGUUCAAAGCAGCAGCAGUCAGAGCGUAACAAGCACAUCAACUCUUCCUCCUCCUCCUCCUCCUCCUCCUCUUCAUCCUCCUCUUCCUCCUCUCCAGUGGUGGUGCCUCGCCCCAUCCCUGGUCUCGUGAGCCGGCAGCUGCUGGUGAUGGAUCUCAUUGAAGGCUCUCCAUUGCUCAGAGUAGCGGAGACGAUGGGAAGCAAGGCAGACGGUUUUUUUGCCAACAGAAUCAAGAGGUCAAUAUUCCGUUCACUUGGGGAGGCAUACGGACUCAUGAUCCUCCGUGACGGUUUUUUCCAAGCUGACCCGCACCCCGGAAACAUUCUUAUCUGCCCGGACAAAAAGGUCGCUCUUCUCGACUACGGGCAGACGAAACAACUCUCCCAGCAGCACCGCCUGCAGCUGGCCGAGCUGAUCCUGGCCGUCGGUGACGGCGACGCGAGGAAGAUCGGACGGCUGUACAGCGAGAUGGGGUUCGAGCUCAGCAAAACGGCCGAGGAAAAUCCGGAGAGCUUCAAGUGGAUGGCUAUGCUUAUGUUUGAUACGCGGUCAGCGAAGGGAGUCACGACAUCGAACCCGUUUUCGGAGGAGCAUGCCGCCCAGAACAACGGCGUGAGGAAGUUUCCGGAGGAUUUGUUUUUUGUGGUGCGGUCGAUGCAGCUGCUGCGGGGGAUCUGCAUGGGCAUGGGGUUGAAUGAGUCGCUUGCGGAGCAAUGGCGGCCGAUUGCACGGGAGGCGAUAAGGGAGGCUCAGAGGCAGAGGCAUGUGUUAUGA
Messenger RNA from Closterium sp. Yama58-4, 3333 nucleotides. The record is from the annotation of a GenBank genome assembly. NCBI's taxonomy places the organism in Eukaryota, Viridiplantae, Streptophyta, Zygnematophyceae, Desmidiales, Closteriaceae.